Messenger RNA from Cuculus canorus (common cuckoo), 2576 nucleotides. RefSeq names its product cyclin E2 (gene CCNE2). The coding region runs from base 102 to 1394 and encodes 430 amino acids. NCBI's taxonomy places the organism in Eukaryota, Metazoa, Chordata, Aves, Cuculiformes, Cuculidae. Gene Ontology annotation, molecular function: cyclin-dependent protein serine/threonine kinase regulator activity. Gene Ontology annotation, biological process: regulation of cyclin-dependent protein serine/threonine kinase activity; G1/S transition of mitotic cell cycle. Gene Ontology annotation, cellular component: centrosome; cyclin E2-CDK2 complex; cytoplasm. The transcript has 11 exons. The record is from RefSeq and is a predicted model, not a curated record.
UGCGCGGCGGGGCCGCUAUAUAGCGGGUUGGCGCCGGCGCCAGCUGAGCAGCGCGGCCCGGGCGGCGGCGGCGGAGGUAGAGAUCCUGCAACCCAAAGAAGAUGUCAAGACGCAGUAGCCGAUUGCAAGCCAAGCAGCAGCAGCCACUGUCAUGUCAAGAAGAGUCUCCGCAAGAACUGCAGGCACCAGAACGUCUCCAGACCAGAAAAAGGAGAACGGCAGAGGAGGAGAUAAAGAAAAGAGAAGAUGAGAAAAUUGCUAAAAAGCACCAAUAUGAGAUUAAGAGCUGUUGGCCGCCCACAAUAACAGGAGGCAUCUCGCCUUGCAUAAUUAUUGAAACGCCUCACAAAGAAUCGGUAACCACUGACUUCUCAAGAUUUAAAAAAUACAGGUUCAGAAACCUCUUCAUAAAUCCGUCACCUUUGCCAGAGCUCAACUGGGGAAAUUCCAAAGAUGUCUGGCUCAACAUCCUGAAGAAGGAGAACAGAUACGUUCACUGCAAACAUUUCACAUCACUACAUUCUAGUUUGCAACCUCACAUGAGAUCGAUACUCUUAGACUGGCUCUUAGAGGUAUGCGAGGUGUAUGCACUCCACAGGGAAACCUUCUACCUAGCUCAAGACUUUUUUGAUAGAUUCAUGUUGACGCAAAAGAACAUUAACAAGAGCAUGCUUCAGCUCAUAGGAAUUACCUCAUUAUUCAUUGCCUCCAAACUUGAGGAAAUCUAUGCUCCUAAAAUACAGGAAUUUGCUUAUGUUACUGAUGGUGCUUGCAGUGAAGAUGAUAUUAUAAGAAUGGAACUCAUUAUGUUAAAGGCUUUAAAAUGGGAACUCUGUCCGGUGACAAUCAUCUCUUGGCUAAACCUCUAUCUUCAAGUGGAUGCUCUGAAGGAUGUUCCAAAAGUGCUGCUACCUCAGUAUUCUCAGGAAAAAUUCAUUCAGAUCGCACAGCUUUUAGACCUGUGUAUUCUGGAUGUGAAUUCAUUGGACUUCCAGUACAGAACACUAGCUGCUGCAGCGCUCUGCCACUAUACCUCAAUCGAAGUAGUCAAGAAAGCUUCAGGCCUAGAAUGGGACAACAUUUCAGAGUGUGUGGAAUGGAUGGUUCCCUUUGUGAGUGUGGCCAAAAAAGUCCCCGCAAAGCUGAAGAACUUUAAGAAGGUUGCAGUAGAAGAUCGACAUAACAUCCAGACGCACACAAAUUACUUGGACAUGCUGGUAGGUAGUUUGUGGAUAAGCAUUAUACGCUGCUCCUCUGAGGCAGCUGAAAUGUGGACAGAUCCAUUCCUGCUUGCACCAGGUCUGGCUCACCUUUGCCAGCAUGGUUGGGGUGCUCAACCUUUUGUUUCUCACUCUUGCUUGAUGAUGCCAGUAACCAAAGGUGGCAAGCCAUAAGCAAACUUGGAUUUCAGGUAUUGGUGAAGUGUUUUAAAGAUAAUCAUCUUUGUUGUGUGACAAUGCUUUGUUUUAUUCAGUAUCCUAACUCUUACUGAUGAAACAAAAGCGGAGCUUGCCUGUUAAUACCUGUGACAUCAUCUUCUCCUAAUACACAGGAAGAAGUUAACAGUGGAGUAGCAUCUACUGCCCCAGGUCAGUUAUCACCAGUGCCAACAGGAGGAAUAAUAACCCCUCCCAAAAGUACAGAGAAGAAAUGAACUAUGGACAACUGUCAAAGAGUUUCAGAAAUGAAUGCUUGGUGCUUCAGGCCAGGACCAUGCUGAAGGUGACUCGUGCUUUACUGCUACUCAAGACUUGGGCAGAAAAAGCAUCAGAGCAGCAGAUGGAAGUGAGACCAGUACAGACUUGAUAAAGCAGACCACACCUUCCUCCAUGCUACCACAGGAGCCCAGGCUACUCUGGUCCAUUCUCAGACACGACUUCAACUCUGACCAUUCCAACAUUUCAAGAACUUCUUAAGCAUGGGUGACUGGCAAAAUCUGCCCACUCAAAUUACAUGUCAGACUUGCUUUAACUUGUGCCAGCCCUCCAGGGGAGUUUACAACAGCUUGUAUAUAUUACCUCCUCGCUUCUUUUGUCUUGUCUUGGCAAGGUCAGAGCUUAAUGCCCCUCAGUUAGUGACCCACGAGCUCAGGUGCAGUAUUAGAGGUCAGUGGGUAAGCAGUUUACGUUUGGGAAACCACUCUGUCCUUGCAUUACAGUGUUGCUAGCCCUGUAUCCAAUUCUAGCUCCCUUUAAGGUGGCUCUUUAUACAUUAGAACUGAAGCUGGUGGCAGCCUUCAUCGCCAACAUCAAGAUAAAAGUACAAGCAAAGAUGGUGCUGCUGAACUAACCUUAACUGGAAGAAGUGCAGUCCCUGAAGGAAGGAGCCACCAACUUUCAACACGAACUGGAGAGUAGGGAAAAAAAUGAGCCACUUGGUCAUUUGAAUCAGCAUUUUAAACUUUUAACUGUGGAGCUGUGUUUUACCAGUGCUUAUAAACAGCAUUAACUACUGUGUAUUCCUUGGAAUAUUCACUACCUCUGCCAAUGAGGUGCUUCACUCCUGUGAUGAAGGGACAGUCUGAGGAAAGAUGGGGAUCAGUCCUCCUCCCUCCUUCCAGAUGCUCCUACCUGUGC